Messenger RNA from Homarus americanus (American lobster), 2767 nucleotides. Its product is annotated as platelet-activating factor acetylhydrolase-like. Bases 255 to 1448 code for a protein of 397 amino acids. Gene Ontology annotation, molecular function: 1-alkyl-2-acetylglycerophosphocholine esterase activity. The transcript has 11 exons. The record is from RefSeq and is a predicted model, not a curated record. Lineage: Eukaryota; Metazoa; Arthropoda; Malacostraca; Decapoda; Nephropidae.
AUUUGCGGACAGUUUGAGGGGGAGUGGGAUGAGGCGCCUCAAGGACACCAGGCUGGGAGUAGCGGAAGGAUAGCCACCCACCGGAGAUAUUGUCAGUCUUGAACAUCAGUGGCAAGAGUCAACAUGACAGACUGCAUGAACUGAGGAGUGACUGAAGUAAUCACAGAGGUGGUGUACACAAAAUAUUCCUUGGGGUUGGAGCAACAGGCUGGCCAGUUUUGUUUCUGCAGAGUUCAGUACGCUUCUUACACACCAUGGCAGGAAAGCCUUGCCCAAGGUUUUCAAACCACACACCUCUACCUCAAGGGCCACAUGUCGUAGGCUGUACUGAUAUUAUGAUUGGUCGAACAAAGGAAGGAACGCUGAUGCGCCUUUAUUAUCCAUCAAAAGUAACAGACCUUAUGAGCAAUUCAGAGAAAUGGACCCCUUGGUUUCUGGGGGAAGAGUACACUCGGGGCUUGGCAACCUUCAUUGCUCCCUCCAUACCCUCCCUCUUCAGCAUGCUCUUCAAUUGGCAAAUGCGGGGAGUAGCAACCCCAGCAAUAUGGGAAGCAGCAAUGGCUGAAAAAAAAUUUCCUGUUGUAGUAUUUUCUCAUGGGUUGAGUGCUAAUCGCUCAAUUUAUAGCACCGUUUGCUCUGAACUUGCCUCUCAUGGGUUUGUUGUUGCAGCCGUUGAACACAGGGACCGUUCAGGAAGUGCAAGCUUCACACUUAAUGAGAAAGGAGAGAAGGAGUAUAUACUCUUCAAACCGACCCCACUUGAUUUGAAGGAGUACGAACUGAGAAAUCAACAGAUAAAAAUAAGAGUAGAAGAGUGUAUUCGCACCUUGGAUGUUCUUGAGAAACUCAACGAGGGUAAAGUUAAAAACGAACUACCUUCAAAUUUUGAUCUGCAGCAGCUUUUUGGGCGGCUUGACAUGUCACAGCCAGUUAUGACGGGUCAUUCAUUUGGAGGUGUAACGGCCAUAUCUACUCUGGCUAAAGAUAAGAGAUUCAAAAUAGGUUUGGCACUUGACCCAUGGAUGUUCCCUAUCAAGGAUGAGGUUGAUGCCUUGUGUCCAAGUGUCACUCAACCAUUAAUCUGUAUAUCAACUGAGGCAUUUCAGUCUGAUUCAAAUCUUCAGGCUAUGAGUAAACUCAAUUCAGACACAACAGUCUUCGUUACUAUCAAAGGAACUGUACACCAAAAUCAGUGUGACACCCCAUUCCUUGUUGGACACAUUGGUCGGGUCUUUGCCGGAGCUUCUUCUCCUCUCGACCCACAAACAGCCAUGGAUAUCAACAACAGGCUCAUGCUGAAUUUCAUUGCCAAGCAUUUAGGUGAGAAAGGUGCCUCUCUCAACACCUAUGUGCCUUACCUUGAGAUCCAGAAAGAUAAAAUUGUGUAUGGUCUCUAUGGCAAAGGGAAAGCCAUGCUUGGCUGGGAUGCGGGUUACCAUGCUGUCUAACUGUAUUACACCUAAGUCCUACUAACAUUUGCCUGUACAGUAUAAAACUUUGUAGUCUGGUGGAGGAUAUACUAGAUUUACAUGAUCUCUUAAACUACAUAUACCAUUGGCUUCUAUUUAUGCUGUGUUGGUGUUGGUGCAAGAUAUAUACAUUGUGUGUGUGUUUGUGUAAUAAUGCUGCAGAAAAAUUAUGUAAUGCACUCCAACUGAGGUUAGAUUCCUUCACAGGAGAGAGACUAGAACUUCAAAAUAAAAGUGAACUAUUCUUGGAAAACUGGCAGAGCUCCACUAUCUAUGGCCUGUAUGGAGACAGGAGUCCUGAACUUAGUUCCAAACUCUAGCUACAGGAGAGACUACACAAGGCUAUUACUUCAAUGAGACAACCAUAUUACCAAAUUCAGUACAGUAUAUCAUGUCUAAUCCAUAGAGAUUAGACUGGAAUCUUUGACACUUAUGAGAAAUAAGGAGUCACAUUCUGGGUCCCGAAAUAUUACACCCAAAAUAAAUAAAACCCCUAAAAUAAUAAAUAUAUUUACUUGGUAUGAUAUUUGUUCUGGAAAAUAUUCGUUUAUUGGAUAUACAGUACAGUAGAGUCAAAAGGUAUUUAAAAGAAUUCAUGGAAAUUUCAGUAUAAAUAUAUAGGAACUAUACCAGACUGGAUGACACCCAUUCUCUUCACCCCCUACUGAGCUGCAAGAAGUAUCAUUGACUGCACCCUCUCCUGGAUGGAUCAAUUGAGAAUCAAUAUGUUGCUUUUACCUUUAUGUGACCAACACAGCUGUUUGCUGCACUUAGGAGGAAAGAGAGAGACUCCUCCAUUUAUCUUCUCUUUCUUUUCUUUCCUCCUACUUCCUCCUUUUCUCCUGAAAGUGAAUGAGACAGAGGAAGAAAAAAGGAAAAUCAUUUCUAUCGCAUUUGUCUUUUUCCCAUCUCUCUUUUUGUCCUGCUCAAAAGUGAUGUGAGAAGGAAGAGAGACAAAUUAAGUAAAAAAAAUUUGUGUUAGUUUAGGUGUUGAUUUAUUUGUUUCUUUGACGUUGUUUUUUAUGUAAAUUAUAAUUUUUUUAUAGUAGUCUACUAAAGUAUUAAGAUUCCCCACAAAAUAAGAAAAGCAUCACCAUAAUCAAACCAAAUAUACAGGGAGUUCUCAUUGUUCGUCAGGGAUAUGUUCCUGAUGACCACGACUAUUAACGAAAGGACGAAUAACAACUAACCCAUUGACUUGUAUGUUAUACAGUAGUACAUGGAAAUAUGUUAUGACCACAUGAUAUUUCUCAUUAUUUUUCUAAUAAUAUCUUACAAAAUGCUUUAAUGUGCAGUAC